Messenger RNA from Orussus abietinus, 2588 nucleotides. Its product is annotated as zinc finger protein 335-like. NCBI's taxonomy places the organism in Eukaryota, Metazoa, Arthropoda, Insecta, Hymenoptera, Orussidae. Gene Ontology annotation, cellular component: nucleus. Bases 260 to 2059 code for a protein of 599 amino acids. The transcript has 2 exons. The record is from RefSeq and is a predicted model, not a curated record.
UCUAAAUUCUUUGGUUCCUCCGUUGAGAUCAGGGAAGAUAAAUGUACUUUCUUUGCAUUCUGUGUUACCAAGUGAAAGUCUGGAUAUUACAACAAUGCUCCAUAACCUAUAACUAAUGUUGCAAAAACUGUAACGUCCGUACCUGUCGGAGUUAAUACAUUCCAGGGAAACAAUGCAUAAGGAUCGCAUCACGAACGCAGAUAGUCUUACGUCAAUUGAUGUGUCGUGAAAUUGAGUUGAAUCAAGUCAGAAAACCAAUAUGAGCGAUCGCAAGGAACAGCGAACAAGGAGAAGACACAAAAGUAGGAAACAAAAGGAGCGGAGGAAUGACUUAAAAGCUGUGAAAGCACAUAAUCCAAAUACUGUGACCCUUCGCAAUGACAAACUCGUCCAUCCUGAGACGGACACUAUUACUAUUGAUUACGAGCAGGAACAUACAGUGAGUUUAAAGAACUUAAGCAGUCCAUCGGUAUCUGGCUGUAAGUCGCGUAGUUUGGAACAUCAGAGACCUAGUGUAUCCCUCAUAGAAUACCAAGAUAACUUAGAUACCGAUACGUCGGUGCCGUAUAUAUUUAUAACGAGAUUGGCACCAUGUGAAGAAGAUACAUGUAUCGGUGACGCUAUAAUGAAACCUGAAAACGAAGGAUUAUUACUGGACAGGUCCGAUACUAAUUCGCAGUCAAAGCCACAAAAGAAACUUAUAUUAUUACGAAAAAUUGACCCUAAAAAUACAUCCUUGGUUACGCCAGACAAAACACAGAGUAUCGAUGAGUCAAGCGAGGCUAAUACCGAAAAAAUAAUAGAUACUACCGAGUUUUUUGCGGAGAAUGUUUCUGCAUUGACAGACGAUGACGAUCUGAUAGAUUCUAAGUUGUGGAUGAAAAGAUUUUAUCCUCUGCCGUUACACUAUACUCAUAAAGGCACGCCGUAUUUAAGAUGUCCUGCGUGUGCUGCAAUUUUCUUCACUUGUAGUGCUUUCCAGCAUCACUUCUUUUCACAUGCAUACAAAGACACUGAAGAAUAUGUAUGCGUGUUUUGUAAUUAUUCCAAUAAGGAUCCGAAUAUUAUAUUUACUCAUUUAUUUACCCACCAAAAUCAAUGCGAGGUUUGCAAUAUAAAUCUGACUCGCAAGAAUGGUUUUCAAAAACAUUGGGCUAUUUCAUCGUCGAGUUUCAAGGCAAAGCGCGAUUGUUACGGAAGGUUUGUUUGUUGUAAUUGCAAAUUAGUCUUUGAUUUGUUAUUACACCUCAAGAAACAUUGGUUCAAACACUCUUGUAUCAAGCAAAAAGCGCAUCAGUGUAACGUGUGCUUAGGACUUUUUGAUAACAAAGAGGUGUUCAAAAACCAUACAUGUUUGAGGUGUCCAACUUGUAACACGACUUUUGAUAGUUUACAACGUCUUAAAGCUCAUACAAGCACGACAAAGCAUUUCUUAAUUUGCUCAAUUUGCUUGUACGAAUUCAUUCUUACGAUCGAUCAUGAAAAACACUUAGCAUUGCAUAGUGAAUCUUAUCUCCCUCACAAGGAUUACGCUCACUGUCUGGAGGCAAAAGAUGGGAAGAGCUUUCAAUGUGAAUUGUGUAGUAAAAUAUUCUAUGUUCAAUCUCGACUGGUAUUACAUAUUCGCGAGGAUCAUAAUAUCGAUAACAUUGGUAAGAAUGACUCGGAAGAAGGAUUCGACAUGAUGUUACUUACGAAGUUUAAAGAAGAACCUAUAACCGAUGAUAUCUCCAGUAUCGUUGAAUGCGAAUUAAAGUGUAACGAUGAUGAUGCAGAUGACGAUACGUAUGAGAACGAAUUAAUUUUGAGAUCUCCGAAAGAAGAACCGUUGGAAGAAGACGACAGUGAUAAUCGAUAUGAAUCCGAGUCGUUGUUGUGGGACAAUGAAACCUCUGUACAGACAAAUGUGAAAAGUGUUCGGAGAUAUAUGCAAAGCAACAUCUAUGAAUGUGCCAUGUGCAAGGAAACCUUCGACAGUGCAAUUCUUAUCAGUGAACACAUUUGGACCCAACACGAAGUUUCUAUGGCUCAACCCACAAGCGACUUAGAGUACGAAUGAUGUAUCACGGUGUGAUAAAAAAAGACAAAAUGACCUGGAAUAAUACAUCAUAGAAUAGUAGAUACACAAUGCCAUGGACUAAUUAAUAUUUUAUAGCCUACUUCCGUACUCCAUAACCAUACGGUUCUUGGUUUUUUUUAAGUAGUAUAAAAUAUUUACAUACAUACACCUUUGGACGAUUCCAAUGGUCUCACGAGAUUUCACCUGCUCGUAUUUUAAGCAGAUGUCUUUAAAGUGUAUUAUUAAGACCUACGAUGACAGAUUCUGUAACGAUCGAUCUUAAAAAUUCAGAGGUGAUAAUAUUCUUGCAUCAAAAUGAUGCUGUAUCGUAAACUUAUGCUUCACCUAUUAAUUUAAGAAAAUACGUUUGAAACUAGUUGAAUUACAUACCGAUUACGAUUCGUUUCCGAGGAUAAAAAUCAUUAUGCAUCUAUUUAAAGCAUCAUAAUGUAACGUCGAUUUUGUUGCAUCCUCGGAGCCUGUAUUUCAACUCUUGAAUAUUAAUAAAGUUAUACCUUGUUUGAUAUAA